Messenger RNA from Verruconis gallopava, 3325 nucleotides. RefSeq names its product OPT family small oligopeptide transporter. Gene Ontology annotation, biological process: transmembrane transport. Lineage: Eukaryota; Fungi; Ascomycota; Dothideomycetes; Venturiales; Sympoventuriaceae. Gene Ontology annotation, molecular function: oligopeptide transmembrane transporter activity. The coding region runs from base 814 to 3204 and encodes 796 amino acids. The transcript is spliced from 4 exons. The record is from RefSeq and is a predicted model, not a curated record.
GGCUGGAGCAUGCGGCAGCUGGCAAUUUCUGCGCAGAACGGUUGUCCGCUUUAUUUCCUGACCUAGGCUGUUUCAAGCAGGUCGAAGACGUGAGCAGAGACCAGCGCAAGCGAUGGCGAUUCCUCUCAUCAUGGCUGACCAGAGUUCACCCGUCGAUUUCAUCUCCCCCUGUGGCGAGCCAUGAGCUUGAGAAAUCACUCUUCACGCGGCCAAAAGAACGGAUGGAUCGAAGCGCGUCUGCAAAGUGAACUGGUUGCAUGCAUGUGUGUGGUACACGGAUCACGGUCUAAGCUAUUCUUUGUCUAUUCCUCCGGCCCCAGAUCGACUACGUAGACGGCCUGCUGAUGGUGCUUUGACAGCUGACUGGAGCGUUUGAUAUGUCUCUGCGCGCGCACCCAAUAGGAGCGCAAGAAUGGUUAUCGGUGGCCACGAAUGCCACUGGGCGUAGAUCUGCCCAUCCCCGGCACCAUUGUCAAUCUCACGCUGCUUUGGACGCACACAUAGCAUCCCCACAACGUGAAGGACGUCAGCCAAAAGCUGUUGCCACUUACGCUCUCCACCUUCUCAACUGGGAUAAUGAGCCUGGGGUCUGAUCUUCAUUACCGACCCAUCGAACAUGCGAGGCGCUCAAUGUCACCCUCUUAUCGUCCUCGCAGGCCUGUCGCGUUGUAACCACGGUGCUUCUAGAUUGCCGCCGAUCGUCCGACUAACCGCUGCUAUGCGCGCUUGCUUCAUGAUACAAGUACUGAACGACCCUGCCAGUAUCGCUCGCGGUUCUUCUCAAGCGCCCUUUCGCCCAUCUUUGCGGUCAAAAUGGCGUCUCACGAGGACUACGACACAAAAGCACCGAUUGAGGCCACUCCUUCCAACGAGAAGCAAUCGGAAACGAUCGAUGAGAAGAAGGCCGGGACGGUGAUCGUGAAAGGCGAUCCUGAGGGCUACGAUGGAGAGCUACCAAAGUACAGCCACGAACACCGUAGGGUCGUCGACACGGCCGAGGAAAUCACCACGGCCGUCUUGCAUGUCGAGGAUGAUCCGACCCUUAACCCAUGGACCUUCCGCACUGUCUUCCUUGGUCUCGGUUUCGCCGUCUUCGGUUCCACUCUUCAAGAGAUCUUCUACUUCAAGCCGCAGACAAUCUACGUAUCCGUAGUGUUCUUAACCGUCCUGGCAUACAUCCUCGGCGAGGCACUGGCGCACUUCAUCCCCCGGAAAGGAGCAAUUGGUCGGCUCUUCAACCCUGGCCCCUUCAACAGCAAGGAGCACGCAUGCAUUACGCUGAUGGCGUCCGCAGCUGCCCAGUCCGCGCUCUCUACCGAAGCUCUUGCAGCUCAGCAGCUCUUCUACGGCGGCUUCCCAAGCCGUGCUGCUGCAGUCUUCAUCACACUCUCUUCCCAGCUGAUCGGGUACGGCGUCGCGGGACUGCUUCGCGAUGUGCUCGUCUAUCCUUCGAAGAUGUUGUGGCCGUACAACCUGCCGGUCGCCUCCCUCCUGGAGUCUCUCCACCGUGACAAGGCGGAGACCAAGCGCAAGUUGAAGCUCUUUUAUUGGGUGUUCAUUGCCAUCUUCCUUUGGGAAAUUGUGCCUGAGUGGAUCUUCCCAGUCCUUGAAGGUUUUUCGAUCUUCUGCUUGGCAAACCAGCACAGUUUAGUCUUUACCAACCUUUUCGGCGGUGCUAGCGGCAACGAAGGUCUCGGUUUCUUAGCCGUCAGCUUCGAUUGGCAGUACAUUGCUUCUCUGGGUUCGCCAAUGUGGUAUCCCUUGUACUCGUUGACCAACUCGCUCAUCGGAUACCUUCUUUGCAUUGUAGUCUUCAUGGCCGUCUACUAUGGCAAUGUUUGGGGCUCUCAAAAGUAUCCAUUCCUGGCUCAGGAGCUGUUCUACCCACAGGGGUCAAAUGGAACGUACUACAACGUGUACAACCAAACACUUAUCUUGAACAGCGAUUUCGAAAUUGACAAGAAUCUUCUUGCUCAGGAAGGUACUCCUGCGUUGACCGGCACGUACCUGGUCUACCUCAUCACGAGCAACAUGGGCUUCACUGCCACCUUCGUUCACAUGCUCCUUUGGAACUAUGAUGAUAUUAAGGCUGGCUGGGCCUGGGCUGCGCCAAGUAAUCUGGCAAAGCUUUUCAAGAAGGAGACCUGGCAGUUCUGGAAGCAGAAGGAGACUCCAGAAGAGCGUCUCGAGCGCAAGCAGAACGAUCCUACCAUUGACCCGCACUACAAGGUUAUGCUCAAGAACCUGUACAGGGAAGUGCCUCUUUGGUGGUGGGGAUCAAUUGUCGUGAUUGCAUUCAUCAUGGGCAUUGUUUGUCUGUAUGUCAUGAAAUCUACACUUCCCUGGUGGGGCUUCGUCAUGAGCUUGAUCUUCAGCUUCGUCGCGAUGUUGUUCUUUGGAGCUCAAUUCGGUAUCACCGGAUUCCAGUUCAACACCCAGCCAUUUUUCCAGAUGAUUGCUGGUUACAUGUUCCCAGGCAGACCAUUAGCCAACUUGUACUUCACCUGCUACACCUACAACGCUUUGCAAAUGGGUCAGGUGUUGGCACGCGAUCUCAAGCUUGCGCAAUACGUCCACUUGUCUCCACGAUCCACAUUCACCGCCCAAAUUCUUGGCUGCGUUGUAGGCGCUCUUAUGAACUACUCGAUGAUGUUGACAAUCGUCGAUAAUCAAAGUACCAUUCUUACUUCUAUUGCGGGUACCAACAUCUGGUCCGGCCAGAACGUCCAGCAAUUCAACACACUUGCCAUCGCUUGGUCGAUUGCGAGCGACAUGUUUUCUUUCGGCGCCAAGUAUCAAUGGGUCACCAUCGUGUUCCUCCUCGGCUUUGUCGUUCCCGUUCCUUUCUGGCUUGCCUAUCGCUACACUGGCUGGCGCGUGUUCAGGUAUCUCAACACGUCCAUUAUUCUCUGGUACAUGGGCUGGUUGUUUGUCGGUAUCAACUCCUCCAUCCUCAGCUACUUCGCGAUCGGCUUCUUGGCCCAGGGCUGGUUGCGAAUUUACCGCCCACAGUGGUUCGUAGACUACAACUACCUACUGUCUGCUGCCCUCGAUGGUGGCACCCAGGUGAUGGUCUUCAUCCUCACCUUUGCGGUCUUUGGUGGCUCGGGCAACGCCGUCAAGUUCCCCACUUGGGCAGGCAACCCCGAUACGUCUGUCCAUAAUCUAGACUAUUGUAUGGUUAAUCCUGCUGUGUCUUCCUAGAUCGUCUUCCUCGAAGAUCGCGGAAGCGACCCGAUUUCUACAUAACGCAAAGUCGGAUGACAAAAGCGUAGGAAAAGAUAGGACAAUAAUCAAAAUUAUUCAUGUUCUUGCCCAUGUAUUG